Messenger RNA from Verticillium nonalfalfae, 279 nucleotides. RefSeq lists its product as uncharacterized. The transcript is spliced from 2 exons. NCBI's taxonomy places the organism in Eukaryota, Fungi, Ascomycota, Sordariomycetes, Glomerellales, Plectosphaerellaceae. The record is from RefSeq and is a predicted model, not a curated record. The coding region runs from base 1 to 279 and encodes 92 amino acids.
AUGCGAUACUCCGAUGACGGGCCCGAUCGCCAUACUCCCACAACGCAGCCCAUUGCCAACUACCAGUCCAAGGAUGGCCGAUGUGCCAAAAGCUUUGUCCUGACACCCGUCUGCGAUAACGCAGUCGGUGGCAUUUUUCGUGCUGUCACGGCCAUAACUGAUGGGCCUGGCAGCAUGGAUGAAGAAGAACAUGAUCUGGCCACGAGCGAAUCCCUAGACUCGUUCAGUGACUUCUCGGACGAAAUGACAGCCUACGAUGAUGCCUUGGGGAGCAUUUGA